Molecule: messenger RNA, 3964 nt
Organism: Lepisosteus oculatus (spotted gar)
Lineage: Eukaryota; Metazoa; Chordata; Actinopteri; Semionotiformes; Lepisosteidae
Source: RefSeq, a predicted model, not a curated record
GAUGGUGAAGUUCUACCCUGCGAAACUUUCCCAAUGAGCGGGUUUUGCGUGCGUGUGCGGAUCUUCAAUUAAUGCACCGAGCUUUUAUUUGUGUCAUCUCUUACAGCGGCGUUGCGAGUAGACAAGCCGAACAGAACCGCACUGGAUAGUUCAUUGGAUCUUUAUCCGGCUUCUGUGACAUGCACGCUUUGUUCUGUUAAGUUUAAAAAGGUUGUAGAUGGGCUCCACGUCAGUGUAAUUUAUUUUACAGACCUCCAACCGAUUUCUGAAGAACUCUUUGGCGCCGCGUUAUGCGUGCACAAGUAAACUAAGAAUUGGUACACGCGUGACGCGGGAGUAUCUGCACUUUUACGGCUUUGUUAACAAAUCUGGACGCUUUUUGCAAGCGCUGUACCGCUCAGCAGCUCCGCAAACAAUAUGAAUAGUUGACUUAGAGAGACCCGAGUGCGCCUGGCUCGCUGCUCCUCUCCCCCCCAGCGCCCCCUGUCGGCGAAGCGAUGUCCGGCGCCCGCUGGCCGCUGCCCGCCUGCGGCCUCUGGCUGGUGCUGCUCCUGUCGCCGGGCUGCUGCCGCGCCGGGCCCCCGAAGCCCACCCGCCGGCCCUUCCUCUCCGGCAGGGCCCUGCUCCUGGCCUGGAACGCCCCGACGGAGGACUGCCGCCCCCGUUACAGCGUGGACCUCGACCUGGGCCAGUUCGAGAUCCGGGCCUCGCCCAACGAGGGCUUCGUGGGGCAGAACCUCACCAUCUUCUACAAGGACCGGCUGGGGCUGUACCCCUACUUCGAGAGGAGCGGCCGGGCCGUGAACACGGGGCUGCCCCAGACCUCCAGCCUGGACGCCCACCUGCAGAAGAUGCCCGAGGGCGUGAACAAGUACAUCCGGGACCCCAGCGCCAGGGGGCUGGCCGUGAUCGACUGGGAGGAGUGGCGCCCCCUGUGGAUCCGCAACUGGGACGCCAAGGACGUGUACCGCAGCGUGUCGCGCAACCUGACCGCCAGGAGGAACCCCACCUGGAGCAAGGAGGAGGUGAACAAGGUGGCGCAGCAGGAGUUCGAGGCCUCGGCCAGGGCGUUCAUGCUGGGCACCCUGAGGCACGCCAAGCACCUGCGACCUCACCAGCUCUGGGGCUUCUACCUCUUCCCAGACUGCUACAACCACGACUACAAGAACAGCCUGGAGAACUACACGGGCCGCUGCCCCGACGUGGAGGUCAGCCGCAACGACCAGCUGGCCUGGCUGUGGGCCGAGAGCACGGCCCUCUUCCCCUCCAUCUACGUGGGCUCCGUGCUGCGCUCCAGCCCCUUCGGGCGCCAGUUCGUCCGCAACCGCGUGAGGGAGGGCAUGAGGCUGGCCCAGGUGGGGGAGGGCCCGGCCCGGCCCGUCUUCGUCUACACCCGCCCCACCUACACCAACGAGAUGGAGCUGCUGACGGAGAUGGACCUCGUCUCCACUAUAGGGGAGAGCGUGGCCCUGGGAGUGGCGGGAAUCAUCUUUUGGGGAGACUCUACCUACGCCAGCAGCAUUGCCAACUGCAACACGCUGAAUGAAUACCUGCGGGGGGCGCUGGGGCGGUACCUGGUGAACGUGUCGACGGCAGCAGAGCAGUGCAGCAAGGCGAGGUGCAGCGCUCAGGGCCGCUGCCUGCGCCGCAACCCCAACACGGACACCUACCUGCACCUCAGCCCGCAGAGCUUCAGCAUCCAGCGGGAGGGAGGCAGACUGCAGGCGCAGGGGCUCCUGACCGCGGGCGAGCGGGACUACUUCCAGCGGGAGUUCCAGUGCCAGUGCUAUAGCGGACACCGGGGCGAGUCCUGCGCGCAGAGAGAGGCGGGGGGAGGGAGCGGCGGCGCCCCGGGCCUGCGGGCCGCCGUGAGCAGUGUCCUGCCCGCCCUCGCCCUCCUGCGGCUCCUGCUCUAAGCGCGAAGGCCGUCUCUCACCGGACACUGCCGCUCAUGCUGUGCGUGGGGAAGGGGGAAGGACAGUGCCCUCCCCUCCUGGGACUGGCACCGGUUCUGUAGUCUGUGGGCAGGCAAGGCCGCAGGCGGAGCCGAACGGAGUGCCGGGUCGCCAGACCUGUUUAAAAAACAAGAAGUCUGUGUGAAUUGCCGACUCUGUCCCAAAGAGCUGUGCAUGACAGUGUCGUUGUUUCCUGAAAUCUUGCUUACAGAUUUCCUGUGCAUUUGACAUUUGUGCAGCUGCACGCACUGUCUUGGUGUUCCAGUCAGCCCCCAGAGCACAGUGGUUCACUGGCUUCCCUACAGAAAGCCAGCUUGCUAGUUUUCUGCUAUUAGAAGUGACAGCUUGGUGUGUUCAAACACGAUGAAUAAAGGGGAACCAAGAUGCAUCAGUUGCCUUUUUUUUUUAGCGGCUGUUGGGUUAGACUGAUGCUUUAGGCGAAUGUAGCCUUUCAUCUGUGUCUUUGAGCUUUCUGGAAGUGUGCUCUGUUCUGGUGAUUCUCGACCCUGGUCACUCCAGUACCAGAUCUGAGAAUCACACCACCAUUUUCCAGAUUGGCCCCCUGUCUAAACCAGGUGUAAAUGUUCAUUCCUUCGUGUCUUAAGACUCCAUUCCCAGUUCCUGUAGACCCCCACUCUUUUCCCUGCCUUCUGCGUCUUUCCCGUUGGUACAGCUACAGCACUGCACAGAUACCAUUCCACCUGCCCAGUAGUAACUGCUCACGCGAUAUGUUAGAGCUGGGUUUUUCUGUCCAUGCAGAUUCAGGGAAUACCAGCACAUGUGUGUGAGGCACUCCUCUCUGUGUGUUCAGAAGAAACGAAUUAUUAGCAAUGUGGAAACAAACCUAUUGGAAGACCACUCCAGAAACUGGAAAAACCGAACAGUGCAAUUGGAGGUUUUUAAUUAAGCUUUCAAUUUUUGUCUUAAAUUUUCAUGAUAACCUAAGUGUCAUGGACACCUUAGAAAUGUUAGGAAUUGUAAAAUCAAGGAAUUAUUUUAAAUCUGAUGAGUAUUUGAUUUUGUAAGUAUUGAUAUUUUGUGGAGCAAAACUGGAACAUUAAAAUGGAUGUAUUUGCAAAUCUUUCAGUAGAGUUAUUGGUAGACAUCUGUGUAAGCAAUAUGUAUCUGUAGGAUAAUUCCCUGGGUUUGCGACAAUAGACGUAUUAAUCAAAUUACAUGGAUAGCCAAUGGUAUUUACAACCAUUUCCCUCAUGAGAAUCCCGUGCUAAAUGAAUCUUAGCUUCAUGACUAUUUUAGUUUUGUUUUUUAAAUUGAGUCAGUCGCUUUCCUUUUUAUUUAAAGUGUCGCAGGAAACAAUUUCAGCAACAACGUUUAUUUAUAAAGAACUUGAUUAGAUGGACAACGGAAACACAACAAGGAGAUGAUGAUCCUUUUGAGGGGAAUCUUACGCCAAUCUCAAGACUGUAGAUUGGCCUGUUAAAAAAGAGCACAAUUGGAAGUGCACCUUGACAAUUAGUCUGCAGAAUGCUGAAGGGCUCACUUCAGGUGUCCACUAAGAAGCGUUUGGAAGAUGAUUUUCAGUUUUAGUUUAUUUAAUGUGUUGUACGCAGGUUCUGUUUCAGUACAGCUGAAUAUCCAGCUGAGUUUCACAUACAGUAAGUGCAUCACAUUCCACACUGUUAUUUUGUGGUUGUGUGUUGCUCCUAACAAUGCUGAAAUUGGAUAAGUCAGAGCCUUGAGAUUUAAUACUCUGCCACAUGUUGCCAAGGAACCAAGAUGAAAUGGUUCAUUCAUGAGAAAAAUGACAAGUGUGGCUGUGUGAGGCCUGUGCUGAAGUUGUGCCCAAACUCAAACGUUCGCGUUCAAUGUCUUAAGCUCUCUCGGGAAGAGUGUUUCAGCCACAAGACUCGUACGAGCCAGGGGACGGUUUGGGUUUUUAUUUAUAAUUUUAUUGGGCUGCUCAGUCAAUCUUUUUUUACACAUAAACAAAGAUGUUCAGUAGCGAAAUUCUGUUUAAUGAACUUUAUUAAAAUUCGAGAUAAGAUGGC